Magallana angulata is the source of this 2075-nucleotide messenger RNA. Its product is annotated as collagen alpha-1(I) chain-like. The transcript has 13 exons. The record is from RefSeq and is a predicted model, not a curated record. The coding region runs from base 294 to 1361 and encodes 355 amino acids. NCBI's taxonomy places the organism in Eukaryota, Metazoa, Mollusca, Bivalvia, Ostreida, Ostreidae.
GCGCGAGUUGAUUUAUCGCUUACCGUAUAUAGAGAGAGAAGACCAGCCCUGCUCUCUCUAGUAUAUCAUUGGAAGUCCAAAAUCGGGUUCCUGGCUUUUGCAGUGUGCGUGUGCUGUAAUGCACUUCCUUGGGCGUACAGGAAGUGAAGAUCCAUUUGACCUGCAACCGAUGCCACCAAUAACAUUACGGAAAUUUUGUUGACAAAUUAAUUAGCGGUGGAAUAAGUUAAAUACCAUGAAUCGCCCAUGUGGAUAGGCCGUUUUAUUAUUUUUUUGGUACUGAAAAUGCCAAUAUGGAUAAAUGUAAAUAUCGCUCACGAGAAGAAAUGGAGAUAUUCAAUAUAUCUCUUCAUCUGAAGAUUUUAUAUGGAAUUUUACUCAUUAACUGUUCAGCUACUUUAGUUAUGGUAAUGUUUUGGUAUACCAGUCAUGCUAAGGGUCAAGGCCAUUGUAACCAGGAUUCGAGUGACCUUCAAAGUGGACAGAAUAUUCCAAGUAGUGCUAUAGCCUUAAGACAUAACUUUACAAAAAACGAAAAACCAAAAUCUGAAUUUCCGGAAAGAUAUCGAAGAGCCUUUUCAUCUGAGAUGCCAUCAAAUUGUGCCGUGUUCAUUCGUGAUUGCAAGCAGACGAUUCAAGACUCCUUCCUCCUGAAAGGACAAAAAGGUGAAAGAGGAUAUACCGGAAUACCUGGAGUUACCGGAAGCCAGGGACAGAAAGGGUCGAAGGGUGACAAUGGAGCCAUCGGACCGAUAGGACCCAGGGGACAGAUGGGAGACGCGGGACUUCCAGGCCUGAGGGGCUCACCCGGGGACCAAGGAUAUCCGGGGAAACCAGGAAUCCCCGGAGAGCCGGGUUUGCCAGGCCCCAAGGGAGAUAAGGGACACAUGGGACUUCUCGGAUUUCCCGGGGAUAAAGGUCCUCCAGGACCAAUCGGAGAGAAAGGUGAACCAGGUGAGAGUGGACCCCAGGGACCCUACGGACCGGUCGGACCGACCGGACCCCGGGGACCCAUUGGUUACAAAGGAGAUAAGGGGGACACUGGUUUGAUUGGAUACACAGGGUACAAGGGAGAUAAAGGGGACGUUGGACCAAAAGGAGACAAAGGUUAUGGAUUCCCCGGAUUACCAGGACCAAUAGGACAAAAAGGAGAGAAAGGUGAAUGUAAAGCUUCUUCCUUCAAAAUGGAAAACCUGAAAUUGGAAAGAGAUGCCACAAAUCGCCCAGUUCGCACGCCACAAAACGACAAAUUCGAAUUUAUUUGUUUAGUUGAAAGUCCACAUGUAAAGAACAACCACCCACCAAGGCGAACCUCUCAACUGUCGGUAAUUGCGGUCUUGAUGUUCUAUGCAAUCUGUUGACCUAUUGGGCGGAGGCAAACGGCACGCUAAUACACGAGAUUGUUCAGCUCGAGACAAACAAUGGACAGCCACUGAAGCAAUCCAGGCAACAAGAUCAAAGGGAGACUACUGUGUUCAGCACUUUAUACUGGACGAAGAUACUAUCAUUGAAAAUUAUGAAAUGAACACAGAACCAUGAUGGACAAAUUAUUACUUGUACAUUGUUUCCUGAAAUAAUGUGAUACUAAUUUGUGUUUUGUCAAAUCAACCAUUCAUUAUAUAAUCAAAGACAUUUUACGGAGACCUUUUUUAAUAUCAGUGAUUUUACGAUUACAUGCAAUUAUCAUGAAUGAAUGUAUUAAAAAUAAAAUAUAAUUAGAACACUUCAUGAGAUCCUUUUUAGAAUUGAAAAUAAACAAAAUAUGCUUGACAUUUUCAACAUAUUUUCUCAACAUUGUCAUAACAAUAUAGAAUAAUGAUUGUAUUUAACUUGUGCGAUAUAAACUAAACCAGUUGGCCUCAUGAUAUUAAGGGUUGUUUUUUUUUCAAAGCUAAAUUAUAUACAUAUCCUCGUAAAUAUUGACUCUAAUCGAUCUACUGUCCAUGAUAUUUUUGUAUUUUUAUUAAACAUUUAAAAAAUGCAAAUAAUACUUAAUGUAUUAAUUAUGAUUUUCAUUGUUUUGUUUAACAAUAAACGUAUAGUUUAUAGUAUUGUGUCAGUCCAGUGCUACUAGA